GCGGGUGGUGCGUUGGCGAUUUGGUAUGCGCCGAAGGCUAUUACGACUUGGUUUAAUAAUGUCGGGGCUAUGAUCCAAGCUGGACGGAAUCUUAAGCAGAUCUAUUACAACAACGGCGGCCAUGAUGAGCUGAAGAGUCUUGAUGUUAAUGAGACUAACGCUAUUGACUAUCACUUUUCCCUGCCAUAUUUGCUGGACCAUGAGGGCAAGCCAGAUGACAGCAGUAUGCCAAAUGGUCUCGAGGCGCGAAGUGAUACAGAAACGGACGUUGAUCUUAAACACGACUAUGUGUAUAGCCAGCUUGAUCGAACGCUCUACUACAAGGCCACAUCACUUGCGUUCUCUCCUAAUACGGCAGCGGAGGAACCAUCAACAACCCUGACCAACGACACUACCACCGGCACACGCACUCUCCAACCCCGUGCAAGAACCAGCGACUACACGAUCAACAUGAUCAUCUCCAAGCACAGCAAAGCAAAUACCAAAGCCGAACCAUCGUGUCUCGCGAAGAUGCUUAAGUAUCACCUUGAUGCGAGUUCCGAGAGAGGUCGUUUCUCCUGCCGUCCGGUUGAUAAUAAGGGUAGUUGGCAUGCUACAAUGCAUUUGAUGAUUAACCAUGGGAAGAAUAAUAAGGGGACGUAUGGGACGUGUUGUGAUUAGAUUGUUCGGAAGUCGAGCAAAUUGGGUUGUUGAAGUGUUGUCGCUUGUAUGUGAAUUUGGAAGC
Molecule: messenger RNA, 724 nt
Organism: Aspergillus glaucus CBS 516.65
Lineage: Eukaryota; Fungi; Ascomycota; Eurotiomycetes; Eurotiales; Aspergillaceae
Exons: 3
Source: RefSeq, a predicted model, not a curated record